CCUCAAAAAAGAAAACGAAGAAAUGCCGUCCGGAGAGGCCAAGCGCCGCCGUUCACCGGCGGUAGAGCCGGACUACCUAGCCGCGCUCCCACCGGAGAUCGUCGACAACAUCAUCUCCCGCCUCGGCGUACGCGACGUCGUCCGCACCUCCGUCCUCUCCCACGCCUGGCGCCGCCGAUGGCGCUCAGUUCGCGGCCUCGACCUCGAUUUCAGAUCCUCCGACCCCGCCGCCGCCAUCUCCUCCGUCCUGAAGCGCUCCGCCGCGCCCGUCCGUACGGUCACCCUCCGAGUCCCCCGGCGCUGGUUCCACCGCGCCGUCCGCUGGCUCCGCCUCCUCCCCCGCAAGCGCGUCCAGUCCCUCCACCUCUACUUCGAGAUGAUCUCCAUCAUCGAAGGCAAGCACAACCUCGAUCCCAGCAUCUUCUCUUGCCUAGAGCUCUCCUCGUUGAGCCUUGCGGGUUGCACCUUCCCACCGCCGCAGCCGCCGUCGUUUGUGGGGUUCCUGAAGCUGACCAAGCUCUCCCUCUCCGAGGUCGAACUCCCGCCACACGGGGAAAGGCAGCUGGAGGCGAUGAUCGCCGCCUCGCCGCUUCUCCUCGAAUUGUCUCUCGACAACGUGCACAGCUUCCACCACUCGGAGGUGUGGUUCGUCCGGGGACCAAACAUCCGGUCCCUUAGGAUUUGGGCAGUUGAUCAGGAUUUUGGCUGCAGGAUAGGGGAGCUCCCGCGUCUGGAGGAUGCUGUCAUCUUCUUGGAUUCAGAAGUCACCACUCAAGUCUUGUGCAAAACUUUGGAAGGGAUUGCUCAUGUGGAGAGCCUCGACUUCAAUGCACUUAUGCAUCAGUUCAGUGAUAAUCCACCAGAGAGGUUUUCAUUCACAUUUCAGAACUUGAGGUCAUUAGACCUGCAUGCUUGUCUAGACCAAAUUUCAAGUACUUCAUUGGUUUUUUCUAUACUAAGAUGUGCCCCAAACCUGGAAAAACUUGAAAUCGAGGUUGGUUGUUAUGAUGAUUUAGUGGAUGAUGGAACUGUCGAAGGAUUCGCAAAUGCGCAAACAAGCGACGACAUUUUCCCUAGACUUCGAUGUCUGGUUACAUAGUAUCAGCUGCUCCUCAAAUGAGAUGUGCUUCAUCAAGUUUGUCCUAUCCAAAGCAAGAUCGCUAGAACAGCUCCGUGUUCGUGUUACCUCUAGCGGUAUACCAUCUUACCAGGAGGCAUGCAUAGAGAUGGCAAAAUACAAAAGAGCAUCGCCGUUAGCUAGGCUCAGAUUCAUCCGUGGAUGACUGGCUACAGGCUGCUAGCUUGAUUUUGCAGGGCACCUGAACUUCUCCUGUUUUUUCCUUUCUGUCCUUUGUAUUCAGUGGAAGCAUAUCUCCCUAGCUGCCUAGAUGUGUUGCAUCUCCAGUAAACAUGUAUAAUGUAUUAUGUAUGACAUCUGCAAGAGUACGUGGCAGCCUGGCAUACA
This is a messenger RNA of Oryza sativa Japonica Group (Japanese rice), 1465 nucleotides long. Its product is annotated as F-box/FBD/LRR-repeat protein At1g13570. NCBI's taxonomy places the organism in Eukaryota, Viridiplantae, Streptophyta, Magnoliopsida, Poales, Poaceae. The record is from RefSeq and is a predicted model, not a curated record. Gene Ontology annotation, molecular function: protein binding.